This is a messenger RNA of Papaver somniferum (opium poppy), 595 nucleotides long. RefSeq names its product dolichyl-phosphate beta-glucosyltransferase ALG5A-like. The record is from RefSeq and is a predicted model, not a curated record. Bases 1 to 582 code for a protein of 193 amino acids. Gene Ontology annotation, cellular component: endoplasmic reticulum membrane. The transcript has 2 exons. Lineage: Eukaryota; Viridiplantae; Streptophyta; Magnoliopsida; Ranunculales; Papaveraceae.
AUGUCGCUUAUGUUUGAAGCAUUCAGAAGAAGAUCAACUACUUAUGGUCUUCUUAAAGAUGCUUAUCUUUGUUUUGAAGAUCCGAAAUCUAGAAAAAAGAUUCCAUACCCCUCGAUAUUUGAUCCUGCCAAGAAGUACAUUUCUUUGAUAAUUCCUGCAAUCAAUGAAGAGCAGAGGCUUCCUAGUGCGCUUGACGGAACUAUGGUUUAUCUUCAACAACGUGCAACAAAUGACAAAGACUUCUCUUACAAGGUGGUGCUAGUGGAUGAUGGCAGUACGGAUGGUACAAUAAUGGUAGCAUCUGACUUCAUAAAGAAUUACUCAAUCGACAAUGUAAGGGUAAUUCUACUUGGGAGAAAUCAGGGUAAGGGGGAAGCUAUCAGAAAGGGAAUGCUUCAUUCACGUGGUGAACUAAUCUUAGUGCUUGAUGCUGAUGGCACAACCAAGGUUAAUGACCUUGAAAAACUUGAAACUCAGAUACGUGCGCAAGCAGAAAGGCAAAAUCAUGAGUUGGAUGCUGAUUCUAGCUCAAGAAUAUCGGAUAUCCCGAUUGCUGCAUUUGGUUCUCGUGCUCAUCUUUAGGAGAAGGCUCUAG